Molecule: messenger RNA, 693 nt
Organism: Acaulospora colombiana
Lineage: Eukaryota; Fungi; Glomeromycota; Glomeromycetes; Diversisporales; Acaulosporaceae
Source: the annotation of a GenBank genome assembly
AUGGCGAAGACUCGCAAAGGCGUCGCUUCCAAAGGUGGAGUCUCCAAGACUCGUAAAGGGUCUGCAUCAAGGGGUAGUAGAGUUGCUACCAAGGCCCACAAGACGACCACCUCCAAGUCCGGCAGCAGGGCUACGCUAAAGUCUGGAAAGGCGGCCCUUUCUAAGACCAGCAAAGCUAAUUCAAGAUCUCGUAAAGGAGCUGCCUCCAAGGCUGGGGAAAAGGUCAAAACUGCAUCUCGCAAGUCUCUCCCCAAGACUAGCAAGGCGUCUUUGAGUACCAAGUCUAGCAAGUCUCAUACCUCCAAGUCUCUCAAGGCGCCUGGAUCUUCCAAACACGAUGCUACCGAUAAAAAAUCGUCUUAUCGGUCCCAAAAUUCUCCCAAAUCCGCCAAGUCCCGUGGAUCUGCUCUGACAAGAUCCAGAGGCGGUAAAGAAGCCGCUAUCCCUAAAACUGCUCAAACUGGAGGAAUGACGAUAAAACCAAAAAAGGAUGUUCAAAAGGCUUCGGAACAAGGUAAUUUUGGAACUAUAUACAAGGUCCAGGGCGGAGAUCGAGACGGCUGGUACGCCAAAUCGGAUGGACCCAACGGACAGAUUGGGAAAACUGAGGUUAAGGCGGUCAAAAAGGCAAUCACUGGUACUUCCACCAAGGGGAUAAACACGAAAACCUGGAUCAUUCAAGAGAACAAGGGA